AUGGCAGAUCAAGCAGCGCCGGCGCAGGUGGCUUCUCUGCCUCUGUUUACCCGAGCGGAGCUGGAGAGACAUGCACACAAGCUCGUCGGAUACCGCGGGUACUCUGAGCUCGUCUCAUCCGAUGGAGACUUUUCCCACUACCGGCGAUUCGAUCGACUAAACGCACACGUAACGCUUAUGUUGCAGGACGAAAUCGUGGAACUGGAAGCACAGCUGGAAGAGCGGGAGCUUGAAGCCCGGAAGCCACCCCGGCAAAACGCGUCCCACAACGGUGCCUUUCGCAGCAAAGCGUAUAAGGAUCGCAAGGCCAUCCUCCACAAGGCCAAAGCCAAGCUUGAGAGAUAUUACGCCUACAUCACCACGUAUAUCCGCCUCCGGAAUUGCGCCGAGACCACGGACAGGGAACGCGAGUCCCUGAAACAGUGGCAGAUGAACAACGACCAAACGAUCCACGAAAACGAGAGGGGCUACCUCGAGAAAGAAGACCUCAUCAGGACCGUGCCGAAAGAUCCCAACCCAAUGCGCGAUCUUCUCGUAAACUCAAGUUUGUUUCGCUCGCUCCCGUUCUGGCGGCCUCGGCAUCACGAAGGCCAAUUGCCAUACUAUGUUGGGGAGGACAGCGUCAUUUACGCAGAAGACUGGAUCAUCGACUUGUGCGCCAAGCUGCUGAUUGUCGCGCUGGGCCUGAUCCUCCUCCUAGCGCCCAUUUGGCUGCUUGCAUACCUCGACGAGCUCCUGUCCAAGCUGGCGCUGGUCAGCGUUUUCAUCUUCUCCUUCUCGGCCUUGUUGACGGCACUCACUCGGGACUCGCUCAAGACCAUUGAGUUUUUCAGCGCCAUCGCCGGUUACUCUGCGAUUCUCAUGGUAUACAUGGGGUCAACACACAAGUGA
Aspergillus mulundensis is the source of this 891-nucleotide messenger RNA. RefSeq lists its product as uncharacterized. The record is from RefSeq and is a predicted model, not a curated record. Bases 1 to 891 code for a protein of 296 amino acids. Lineage: Eukaryota; Fungi; Ascomycota; Eurotiomycetes; Eurotiales; Aspergillaceae. The transcript has 4 exons.